AUGCCGGCAAAGUCGCCUUCAACGAGAAAGAAAAGAGCUCGGACGAAAGAUGAAGAUGAGGAGAACGUGGACACCGGUAAUCAGACGACAGCACCAACAUUUCGAGAUAAGAACUUGCAGCUCGUCCACGAUUUUCUCGCGAGUCAGAACCGGCCGUUCUCGUUGCAAAAUAUUCUAGACAGUUUAGCAAAUAAGGGAGACAUGAAGAAAGCUGCUUUGGAUAAAGCACUUACUGAACUGGUAACUUCAGAGUACGUAACCUGCAAAGAGUAUGGAAAGGCUAAACUGUACCUGAUUCGGCAGAAGAAUAUCGCCCUGCCGUCUGCCGAAGAGACAGCUGCACUGGACUCGCGUCUGGAGACACUUGCGAACGAGCUCGAGGAACUAUCAGCGGAGUGCCAGGUGCUGGAGGCUAAGAUCAGUGAGCUCUCUGCGCAGCCUCGAACAGAGGAAGCAAAAGAGCGGGUUGCUCUUCUAGAAACCGAAACUGCGACGAUCGACGAGCGCAUUGAAAAGCUCCAAGUACACUGUGCCGGCUACGAUAGCAGCCGACGGCAGUACAUUCAGCAACAGCACGAACGAGCGCUUAAAGCGCUGCGUCUCAGGCGUUCCCGGGCACGGCAGAUCAUUCUUCAAAUGGCCGAGGGUAUGGAGCGCAAGCCGCGGGAGCUCGCCGACGAGAUUGGCAUCGAAUCCGACUCCGACGACUGGUUGACGGCGAGCCGGAGCGUCGUUUCGAAUGCUCGAUCAAAGGCAGCUGUUUAG
Messenger RNA from Cyanidioschyzon merolae strain 10D, 765 nucleotides. RefSeq names its product TBP-1 interacting protein. The transcript has a single exon. Gene Ontology annotation, molecular function: double-stranded DNA binding; recombinase activator activity. Gene Ontology annotation, cellular component: condensed nuclear chromosome; DNA recombinase auxiliary factor complex. NCBI's taxonomy places the organism in Eukaryota, Rhodophyta, Bangiophyceae, Cyanidiales, Cyanidiaceae. The record is from RefSeq and is a predicted model, not a curated record. Gene Ontology annotation, biological process: meiotic strand invasion involved in reciprocal meiotic recombination; homologous chromosome pairing at meiosis; meiotic joint molecule formation. Bases 1 to 765 code for a protein of 254 amino acids.